AUCAUGGGGUCGUCUUCAGGGUGCACUCUGGCAAAUUGCUCUCGGCAUGAGGUCUGAGGUGGGGGGCGUCGGAGUGUUCGGGGCCCCAGAUUGUUUUUGGGAGUCCGACACGCAGCAAAACACGCCAUUGUUAUCAUUAUUCUCCCGCCGUUUGUUUCUCCAGCGGGGAAAAGCGCACAUUGGUAGCGCUGUUGUUGGCUCUUUUGCAGCAUUCCCUACUUCGGGGGGACUUCGGGUGGUGACUCAGCGUCUUAGCUAAUCCAUUAACAACUAAUUGUCUCCUCCUCCCUCGCUAUUUGGACAAACAGCCCAGUAGGAGAGGGGCCAGGAUGGUGGGGGGGAUGCCAGAGGGGGGUUCAAGCUGGAGCCUUAUAAAAGUGCAAGAGGAGCCCGGUCACUGUCACUUGUUGACGUUUGGAUUUUUGUCAGCUGCUGCCAAGACGACAGACCACAAGUCAUAAAACCCGUCUCGUGUCGUCCUGACCUCGUUCGAUUUGCCCUCGAUUUUGUCGGCCAUGUUGCCCGGCGUGUGGAUGGCGAGCCUGUGUCUGUGCUUCACACUGGCCGAGGCGCACAUUUGGGCGUGGAUGCUAAACAUGCCGCACAGUCCGCCCAAAGACGGGGCCGCUGCGCUGCGGGAUGUUGCGCCCCCUGCCAGAGCCACCACGGCGGCGUGCGACCACGACAGGGCCUGUGUGCGAGGUUUCUCCUGCGACCGCCACUUUGGCCUAUGCGUGCCCCUCCGCGGGGAGGGGCACUACUGCCGCAGGGACACCCAGUGUGUGCGGGGCCUCAGCUGCAUGUUCGGGAAGUGCCACCGCAGUAUUCCCAAUGGACAAGAGGGUGCUCGGUGCAAAGUGGACCGGGACUGCGGGGCGUCCAUGUGCUGCGCCCGCCACCACGGCGAGCGCGUGUGCAAGCGGAGGCUGAAGCGCGGCGACGGCUGCUACGUGCCCGACGGCGGCCUGGCGUUCAGCAUCAACCAGAUCUGCCCGUGCGACGAGGGGUUGUUGUGUCGGGAGAAUGCCGUCCCGCGCAGGAGAGAGAGGGAUUUUGUAUACCAGGCGGAGCGCACAAGCUGGACGUGCCAAGUGCCCAAACACUAACACCGAGCUUUAUAUCAAUUACUAUUUAUUGACUCCAUUGUACAGAAUUGUGUAUAUGAAAUUUGUGUCGUUUUCUACAUGUUUGUAUAGUUUCUUUUUAUGUUUUUAACUUGAAGCACUACAAUGACCUGUUGUCAUCAUAACACGUUUGCUGUACUCCAAUAGAACCAAUAAAGAACUGAAAGUG
Molecule: messenger RNA, 1293 nt
Organism: Phyllopteryx taeniolatus (common seadragon)
Lineage: Eukaryota; Metazoa; Chordata; Actinopteri; Syngnathiformes; Syngnathidae
Product: dickkopf-related protein 3-like
Exons: 4
Coding region: 516-1106 (196 amino acids)
Biological process (GO): multicellular organism development; negative regulation of canonical Wnt signaling pathway
Cellular component (GO): extracellular region
Molecular function (GO): receptor antagonist activity; co-receptor binding
Source: RefSeq, a predicted model, not a curated record